This is a messenger RNA of Colletotrichum karsti, 810 nucleotides long. RefSeq lists its product as uncharacterized. The record is from RefSeq and is a predicted model, not a curated record. NCBI's taxonomy places the organism in Eukaryota, Fungi, Ascomycota, Sordariomycetes, Glomerellales, Glomerellaceae. The coding region runs from base 1 to 810 and encodes 269 amino acids. The transcript has 3 exons.
AUGGGGAUCCUGGAGCCGACUCUAACGCCGUUCGAGGGCAAGGUAAUCACUGUUGCUGGCGCCAGCCGAGGAACCGGCCUAGCUACAGUGAAGUAUCUCGUCCUAAGAGGCGCAACAGUUUCCAUGUCCAGCUCAUCUCCCAAAGGCAUCGCCAAGGCACAUGCGGAGGUUCUUCAAGGCUGCCCAGGGAGCGACGACCGAGUCAUGGCUAUGGCCUGCGAUAUCACCAAAUACGAGGAUGUCCAAGCUUGGACUUUGGAGACGAUGAAUCGGUUUGGACGUAUCGAUGGAUGUGCCAACGUCUCUGGAAAGGAGCAACGAAAGCUUUUUCCCAUAACAGAGCUCCCGAUGGAAGACUUCAAGGAGAUCAUGGACGUCAACGUCAAUGGUCUCUUUCAUCUUCUUCGAGAGCAGAUGAAGGUCAUCUCUGAGGGCGGAAGCAUCGUCAACGUCGGCAGCGUGUGCAGUAACUUCUCGUCUCCAUACUACGGCGCUUACAUUGCGUCCAAGCACGCCGCAGCUGGCCUGACCAAAGCGGCUGCUUUCGAGGGCGCUUCUAGGAAUGUCCGCGUCAACUCGCUCAACCCAGGCACAAUCAACUCUGAAAUGACUGCGAAACCCUUCGAAUUGCCUGGUGGUGCCACGUUCACGCCUUCCGAACAGACGGUCCCGCAGUUGUUCAAGAGAAUGGCCGAGCCCGAGGAGAUCGCCGCCUCUGUAUGCUUCCUUCUAGGUGAUGAAAGCAAGUUUGUUACGAGAUCAGAGUGGCGUGUUGAUGGCGGGUGGCUGGAGGGGUCAUUGACCGGGUAA